This is a messenger RNA of Tarenaya hassleriana, 1783 nucleotides long. RefSeq lists its product as uncharacterized. Bases 216 to 1598 code for a protein of 460 amino acids. Lineage: Eukaryota; Viridiplantae; Streptophyta; Magnoliopsida; Brassicales; Cleomaceae. The record is from RefSeq and is a predicted model, not a curated record. The transcript has a single exon.
ACUGGUUUCCAUUUCUCUUUCACACUGACUCAAUACAUACACAUAUAUAUACACACACACGUAACACGUAUAUAUGCAUAUCACAGUGUCAGUCUCUCCCUCUCUCUCUCUCUCCUUCAUAAAUUACAGAGCGAUAUAAUUAACAUGCUUGCAAACCCUCAAGCAAGAUCUGUCUAAAUAGUGAGAGGAUUAGGUUUGCAGAGGGAAAGAAAGCAAUGGCUCCACUCUCGUACUUGAGUUUCAGUAAGGUACUUUUGCUGUGUCUUAUUCUUUUCCUCUUCUGUUGUUCUUGUUCUUGCUCUAUCCGUUCUGUCUCGUCGGAAACUCCAAGCGACGAGAUACAAACCCAUCACCAUUUAAGGGUGAGAAGAUUGUUGGAGAAAGAUCUGGAAUUUGGUGAGGAUGAGAUUGAGACUGUCUCCCCCAAGAAGAAGCCUAGUGGUUCGUCAUCUUCGUCUGCUGCCAAGAAGAACCAGACCAAGCUCCUCAAACCGAUCUCUUCUUCGUCCAAGAACCAGACCAAGAUCGCCAAGAGCUCCACUGGUCUAUCUCAGAAGCUCAACUCGACCAAAUCUUCUAACACGACCAAGAGUUCCGAGUUCAAGAAGCUCACUUCUGGUUCCAAAUCCAGUAAUUCCACCAAACCCAGUUCGUCACCGAUCAAGAAGUCAUCAGAUCUUUCCAAAUCCAGCUCGCCCAAAAACAAAACGUCCACCAAACCCACCUCCGCGAAAUCCCAAAAUUCCCAACUUUCAGCUCCUUCAGACAAGAAAACCACGUCCUCUUCAGAAAAGUCCGACAAAACCGCAAAACCCACGAACAAAGAGAAACCCACCGACAAGACCCAGAGCCAGAAGAAAGAGAUCAAACCCUUUUGGCUCGAUGACGAGGAAGAUGACGACUUGGUCAACGAAUUCAGAGAUCUACCCACGAAAUUUCAACGGUCGCUCCUCCCAGACCUCGAAAGAAUCUCCAGCACAUCCAAAAGCUACAUCACCAAAGCCAACAAGGAGAUGGCCAAGAACUUCAAACCCUAUUUUGGCAACAAGUACGCGCCCACAAUCGCCACCGCAGUCUCCUUCAUCUUCAUCUUAGUCCCUCUACUCUUAGUUUCUCUCAUUUUCAACCGAUUCAAAGCAUAUUUCUCUCUCCAGAAGAUCUUGAUCUUCAUCCAAGUCUACCUAUCGAUCUAUUUCUCGAUCCUCUGCCUCUCGUCGCUCGUCACGGGGCUCGAGCCGCUCAAAUUCUUCUACGCAACUUCGCGUUCGACCUACGUCUGGUUGCAGAUUCUGCAAACCCUCGGCUACGUACUGUACCUGCUGCUUCUGCUGAUGUACCUGGUCUUGGUGUUCUCCACCGAUUGCGAGCUGAGCCUGAAGUUAUUGGGCCUUGUCCAAACUUUCGUGGGCUUUGCCGUUGGGCUUCAUUAUUACGUGGCUGUGUUUCAUAGGGUGGUGCUCCGACAGCCGCCGAGGACGAACUGGAAGGUUCACGGGAUUUACGCCACGUGUUUUCUUCUGAUUUGUCUGUUCUCUAGGGCUGAGAGGAGGAAGAAGGAGUACUUGGAGGAAGGCGGAGGAGAAGGGAAGAAAAAUUGAGUUUUCUGUUUUUUGUCUUUCCUUUUUUUCCCUCCUUUAAUUCUAUAUUUUACUUUCAGUAAUUCGCCAAAUUUUAAUUGAGAAUGCAGUAGAAGUACGGAAUUAUAGGGAGAAGUGGAACGUUUUACUGCAAUUGUAUUUAUUUAUGGAUAAAUUUAGAAUAAAAUAUCGAAUUUUCUUCCGUA